Messenger RNA from Sphaerodactylus townsendi, 4415 nucleotides. It is a transcript of the gene ZDHHC15, whose product is annotated as zinc finger DHHC-type palmitoyltransferase 15. NCBI's taxonomy places the organism in Eukaryota, Metazoa, Chordata, Lepidosauria, Squamata, Sphaerodactylidae. Gene Ontology annotation, cellular component: endoplasmic reticulum; Golgi apparatus. Gene Ontology annotation, molecular function: protein-cysteine S-palmitoyltransferase activity. The record is from RefSeq and is a predicted model, not a curated record. The coding region runs from base 1212 to 2108 and encodes 298 amino acids. The transcript has 12 exons. Gene Ontology annotation, biological process: synaptic vesicle maturation; peptidyl-L-cysteine S-palmitoylation; protein targeting to membrane.
UAACCUCCUACGCCACUGCGUAGCCACCCUGCCUUUCCUGGAAAGAGAGAGGUCCCGUUAGGUGUGGCUGCAUCCUGCUUUUGAAGACACCCCCGAGUUUAGCACACGGGAGAACUAGAAGAAGGCAAGAGGCACUAAAAGGGAGGCUGAGUUUGCCUCCUGGCUUCAGCUGUGUGAGAAAUAAAAAGUGUGGCAUCAUUUAGAUUCAGAAGGUGUGAGUGAAGUGCGGGCGUCUGGAUGGACGACUUUCAGGCGAACGGCUGCCCGCAGCCUUUAUGGUAGUUGAAGCUGCUUCAUCUGGGUAUUUUAAUUUUUAUUACAAUGAACCUCCAUGUCCGUUUUCUUCAGGGUGCCUCGAGUCCUCCCCCCCACCCCUGGUCAUCAUUUGGUAGAGACCUGUAGGCUGCAGGGGGAGGGGGCAGGAACCUUCCAUUCUGCUUUUGGAAAACGCAGGCUGGAGUUGUGGGGCAGGUCGUGGGGGCUGCCGGCCUCUCAAUCAGCAGCACCAUUGGGGGUCUCAAGGAAAAUUAAGUUGUGUAGCCGUGGCGAAUACCAAAGUUCUAAAACCUACUGUGAGCAUCUCCCCUCCCCACAAUCCUUGCAGGGUGGGCUGGUGCCCUAGCCAUGGAGCACAGAAGCACACAGAAGUCAGCCAUUUCCAGCAGGCAGGCUUUAAUGACAAGCUGUUUUCAGCACCCUUCUCAACUCUCUCUCCCUCCUUUCCCCUGGCCUCCUCCCCUGCGUUCCUUUCAUCCCUUGCAAAAGGGUUCCUCCCCCCACCUUGGGGCUCCCUAUUCCAGCCUACUAUUGGUUGGGGGGGCUGUCUGUCAAGCCCUGAUGGCUUCAGAUUGGCCCAUCAGGGCUCUAGGCCCUCCUCCCUAACUGCAGCCUGUUGUGGGUUGUGCUGGCCCAGCCUCACUCUGUGGAAACGCUGAGGCCUGUUAAUUGCAGCAGGGUUGGGGCUGUGCGGCCCCUAUUCUUCUCAGUGGAAUAGCCUGCUGCUGCCCAGGUAAUCCAGGCAGUUCCCUGCAGCUUCUCCUGGCUUCCAGGAAGUUGGUAAGCCAAGGGAUGGGGUUGCCGGUUCUAGGGCAUCCUGGGGUCCUUGGGCAACCAACUGGGUAAGGAAGGGGGGCGGAAAGCCUGCAGAGCGAUGGCAGACAGACCUGUCCCACAAACGAAUGCCAGAACAAGGUGUUCAGUCAAGCAAAUGAAUGAACCAAGAUGCAGUGACUCUGACCGGUUCAGUCGAAAAAGUGGCCUACCUCACAAUAUUCCAUGUGAUCUUUGUGUUCUUCAUCUGGACCUACUGGAAGUCAGUAUUUACUCCCCCACAACAACCGGACAAAAAGUUCCAAAUGUCCUACGCUGACAAAGAGCGCUAUGAGAACGAAGACAGGCCCGAAGGCCAGCAGCAGAUCCUCGUGGAAAUGGCGCGGAAAUUGCCAGUCUACACGAGAACAGGGAAUGGAGCUAUCCGAUUCUGUGACAGAUGCCAGCUGAUCAAACCAGACCGCUGCCACCACUGUUCUGUCUGUGCCAUGUGUGUGUUAAAAAUGGACCAUCAUUGCCCCUGGGUGAAUAACUGCAUUGGAUUCUCCAACUACAAAUUCUUUCUACUGUUUUUAGCGUAUUCUUUGUUGUACUGCAUGUACAUCGCUGCCACUGUCUUCAAGUAUUUCAUCAAGUUUUGGACGGCAGAGCUGACCAACAGCCGCUCCAAGUUCCACAUCCUCUUCCUGCUUUUUGUGGCCAUCAUGUUUUUUGUAAGCCUCCUGUUCCUCUUUGGCUACCACUGCUGGCUCGUAAGCCAGAACAGAUCUACACUGGAAGCUUUCUCGGCUCCCGUGUUUCAGAACGGCCCGGAUAAAAAUGGAUUCAACCUUGGCCUUGUAAAGAACCUACAGCAAGUGUUUGGAGAGGAAAGAAGGCUCUGGCUCCUACCUGUUGUCUCCAGUCAGGGGGACGGCCAUUUUUUCCCGAUGAGAACCUGGAGCGAAGCUCGGAAUCCGCUGCUGGCAAACGAGGAGCAGUGGGAAGAGGAGGGGCCGGAGGAGGACACCCACGGUUGUCACCUGGGUUCCUCUCUUAUAGUAGAAAUGGAGACGUAGCACUGCUGGGAAAAACGAUGAAGAACCUCACGCACUCAGCUUCCUUCUCUCUCAUUAUCUUCUUCCUGUGAUGGACACCUUCAGGUGGAAAGACAGAGGAAGGAAGGCAAUGGAUUUUCAGGACAGACAGAGGAAGGAAGCCAUUGGAUUUUCAGGACAAGAAUGCACCGUUGCCAGCUGUUCCUCCCAGCUGCCCAGCGUGCCUCCUUUGGUCCCAGGUCCAAGAGUUCCUGUGGGUUUCUGACUUUCACAGGGCAGCUUGGGAGUAAUGAAGGCCACGUGUGACCUCUUCCUCCUCUCCGUCUUACCACAAACAAGUGAAGGCUCUUUGUGCAAACGCAUUCUCAAAGACCGCAAUGGAAACCAUUUCCCCUCGCUGAAGCAGGACUUCUCUGCGACAAGCAGCACUGUUGCAAAUGGAUGCUCAACUGGAGAUCUUCUUGGUAGGGAUCACCUUUGCCAAAUUGGGUCUGAUAGUUAGAAAAGCCCAGGUGAGUGUGCCUUUUGCAUGCUGCAGUGGCCCCUCCUAUGCUUCCCUGUACAUACACCACAUAGUAUUUCCUAACUUAGAGGAAUUCCAGCAUGUUCCAUCUUGAAGGUUGUUGGGACUCCAGAGCAAAGUCUUCAGUUUUGAAACCUGCUGAUCCCUGCCCCCCCCCCCCCCCCCCCAAAAAAAAAACUUUGAGCAAAAUUCUGAACUGGGAUCUCUGCCUUUGACUUGCCCAGUAGCGCUGCAGAUCCCUCCAAGGUGGCCAUUCUCUGUCUGGGCUGUGCCUUCACCAGACUGCAGCAGGAGAUUCACACAAUGAAAUGCUCCCCCUCCCCACUCAACAGUAGUGAUGGAAAGUACCAUCAAAGUUGCAGCUGACUUACCGCAACCCCUCAAGGGGUUCUCAAAGCAAGAGACCUUCGGAGGCGGCUGGUCACUGCAUUCCUCUUGCAGCAUCCCUGGACUUACUUGGUGGUCCAUCCAACCUUCUUAGCUUCUGAGAUCUGAGGAGAUCAGGCGAGCCUGAACUGUGCAGGUCACGGACCCUCCAUUCAUAUUCCUGCAAAUAAAAAAAACUGGUACACUAAGGAAAAGGCCAGAGCCUCUCUCUGGAGAUCUAGUUCUUCGUUUGAAAGUUUUUUGAUGUGUAUGAAGAACAUCCACUUCCAUGAUCCCUUGUGCAGGUUCACUGUGAGUUGUGCUGGUAUACACGGACCUCUUGAGUACUCUCAUCAUGAGCAGCGUUACUGCGAAUUUGUGCACGUCUCCAUCUAAAACUUUAGCAGCCCUUGGAUGAGCCUUGGCUGGAACCGUCGAGGCCUUUUUUGUUUGCCUGGACCACACCGCGCUGAAAUCUUACGGACCCUUUUGAUGCUGGAAGGCCUGCCAAACGAGACUCCAUCCCAUGAGACGGCACCAUUGUGACUGUCACAAAGAUGUGAGGACAGAAAGAGUACACUGCAAGGACAUUGCAGUUGGGUGCCGUCUUACUAGCGUCUUAUAAACCUUGCACUGCUCUCAACAACAGAUUUGUCAAAACUCUGCUCUUUGAUUGCAAGGGUUUGUUUAGUGUUAUAAUAUGUCUGCACCCAGAAGUCAGUGCUCUGGAGCUGGAAACGUACAGUCAGGCGGGAGUGACUUUCUCGUGCCGUUUCUUCCAGUGUGCCACUCCCACUCCCGAUCUCCAAACCUGAUGCCUCUGGAAGGGUCCAGCCUCAACUAAAGCUGCCUGAUGUAAUUUUUUUUCCCGUGUGGCAGAGACUGAAAGUGGGGAUCUGCAAACUGUCGAAAAUUAACUAUGCCAAAAUCCUGCUGCAAACACUGUGCUUAAUUCUGUCACGCUUGCCAGGUGUGAGUUGCACAAAACAGUUCACCUGGUAGGUGUAGCCAGGUAGGCCUAGGUACUGCAUGCAUGUGCAAGGGUUGAUUCCAGCAGGACUUGCGUUUGCUUAACUAUCUCUGGCAGUGAUGUCACGGCACAUGUCUCUUGUCAACGUGAGGACCUCUUUCAAGACCUUGCUGCCAAUUGCCCCGUGUGUGAUGCGACACACCCAUAAUAAGGGCUGCUCGUCCUCCAAGCGCAAGCGCAAACUGUGAUGUCAGGAAGAGUAAAUCCGUCACCAUGUGUAUUUUUGCCUCGUUUUACUUGACUGAAGAAUGAUGGUGUGCUUUAAUUUCCAUUGAAUGUGCCAGCUCUUCCUUCGCUGCCGUUGAUUCCAAUCUUGUCAAACAUUAAAAGGCAGUGAAGUGAAAGUCACUCCUGGACAGUAGUUUCAAAUCAGUAUUUUUCUAACAUUAAAAAGUUGGAUUUGGAGUCA